Molecule: messenger RNA, 1534 nt
Organism: Paramuricea clavata
Lineage: Eukaryota; Metazoa; Cnidaria; Anthozoa; Malacalcyonacea; Plexauridae
Source: the annotation of a GenBank genome assembly
AUGCGGUUGAAUGCCAAGAAAACCAAAGAAUUUCGUGUAUCCUUUUUACAAUCUGAACCUGAAUUUGAUCAUCUGACAAUAAACGGUAGUCCGCUUGAAGUUGUUGAUAGUUUCAAACUCCUGGGUAUCACUCUAAGCAGUGAUCUGUCCUGGAACAUUCACGUUUCAAACAUAUCUGCUAAAGCAAGCAAGCGACUAUAUGCCCUACGAAUCCUGAAACGCCAUGGUGUUCCAGUAAAGAAUCUAAUUUCCAUCUUCUGUUCAUUCAUUCGUCCAGUGCUUGAGUAUGCAUGUCAAGUUUGGCACUCUUCUCUGCCAUUGAUGUUAUCAGAUCAAAUCGAACACACCCAAAAACGAGCUUUAAAGAUUGUGUUCCCACUCCAUUCAUACGCUGAAGCCCUUGAUAAAGCAAAACUAAAAACACUUCAAGAACGAAGAGAAAUUCAGUGUCUGUCCUUGUAUCAAUCUAUUUUAAAAGAUGACAAUAAACUAAACAAUCUUCUCCCAAGUCCUAUUACACAUAAGUAUAGUUUAAGGAAUCCAAGGAAAUAUCCUCUAUUUAAAUGUAGGACUGAACGUUUUAGAAAUAGUUUUAUUCCGUACUGUGUUGCAAAGUGGGAUUCUCUGGGUAGUUAGUAAACUUACAUGCGUGAAGACAGUGUAGUAUAUAGUAAAGUAUUAUCAUCGAACAUAUUUUUUAAAUAGUUGUAUUCCAAAUUACGUAUUUUUAAUCAUAUAGUAUUAUGUAAUUUCAAGUUUUUCAGAUUGUCAAUCAUUUGAUAGCAACCUGCCAUUUGAAAAUUUCAAUAAAUUCAAUUAAAAAAAUAAAUUCAAUUAAAACAAUGAAAAUCUGGACAAUUUUUGCGGAAAUUUUAUAUACACCAUGCAAAUAUAGUUCUGGCAUAGUAUAGUAUCUAGUUAUAGUAGUCGCUGUUGCACAAUUAAUGAAUUAAUUACUCUCAUGUUUUUUUAGAAUAUGCUACUUUAGAUUGCAAAAAGUAAUGAACAGAGGAACUGCAAGAUUUCUGGAAGAACUUAUUAAAUCUUUUGGAUCAGGUGUCCUGACUUGCAUUUUGGAGCCACAAGAGUUCCAGUUUCUUGAAAUGGCUUGUGAAAAAUUAUUUCAGGUAAAAAUCUCCUCCCCCCCCCCCUCCCCCGCUUUUGUAGUGCUUUCGUAGCACUUUUCCCGAUUUUCAUAGCACUUUUUCCAAUGCUUCACCACGAAGAUUCCUAGCCUCCUCCGUAGGCAUCUCUCCCUGUGCAGGUAACCCAAUAAGAACAUCAGUUAUUUGAAUAACUAAAUUAUCUAAGUUCUCGAUGAUUAAGAGAUGCCUGCGGAGGAGGCUAGAAGAUUUCCGACAACAUUGACAAUUUUCCGACGGGUCUCAACAAUAGGGGGGGCCAUGCCCCCGGACAUGGCGCCACUGUAUUUAUACAACAGGGUGAAACUGCAAUUAUUGAAGAUGCAGAAAUUUACACAACAACAACAGCAGCAACACCAAUAACAAUAAUAAUAAGUAUUUCCAACAAGUAG